GAACGCCAAUCUUUGUUAAUAAAACACAACUCAGGUGCACGUGGGUUCACCCAUGCCCCUGUUCUGUCGCGUUCCGUGGUUGAGUGGCAUACUUUGUGUCACAAACUGUGUCGACGUUUAGACAGAGAUGAGUACGUUUUCGUCAGAUAUGGAUCGUAAUGGACGAGGCUACAAAGAAAUGUAAAAGAUGUUUAGCCGCAUGCAAGUCCUUCAUUAAAACAUCACCGGAACCUAACACACUCAUUUUACAUGUUGAUGUGGACCUGCUUACUAAAAACAAGAAAAAUAACGACAAGAAAAAACUUUUAAGGAAAUUUGAACGUAACGUUUCAGCCAUAGGAAAUUCACGUGGUGGUGUGUUGUUGGUUCAUCUACAGGGCCAGUCAAAAGGUGAUUUGUUCCUCGGUUAUUUUGAUCAAGCAGUUGAUCAAAGUUUGAAAAAUGUACUUCCUGGGGCCGGAUGCCUCUUUACUGAUGCGUAUGCGAGAGAAUGGCUUCACAAGAAGGAUGCUUUCCAGAGCUUUUUUGACUUCGUGGUGGUGACUAUAUCUAACUCAAGAAGUGUAUUCACAGUUGAAUAUAAUACCAAAGUAACAUCUGAUCACCAAGUCGAAAGACCAACAGCUUCAAAUCUUUUGCACAUACUGUCCAAUUCAUCACAAAGCAAAGUGUCUGCUCCAGUGAUUAAAGGGAUUCCACACGACCUGCAAAGUUUGCAUGAACAUAGAAGUAUACAGCUGAAAGCAUUUUAUGGUCAGCAAUUUGAAGAUAAACCUGAAGAAUUGGCUAACUAUAUAUGGAAACAAUUGCGUUUUCAGGAAUAUAUGAGCUGCAUGUCGAAACUUGAGGAUGGUGGCUCAUAUUAUGUUGGCAUAGAGGAAGAAAGCAACACAAAUUCAUCAUCAAAACGCCCUGUCAUAAAAGGAUUUAAAUUGAAAUUUGACCAGGACAGAUUAAAGAAGUGUUUGUUGGACAAACUUAACACUGUUCUCAUUCUGGGAAGUGACGAAUCUGUCAGUAAAGGACAUGGUCUAAUAGCAGUAGGUUUUCAUGAUGUUGGAUAUUCGGGAAUAGUUUUAGAAAUUGCAGUUCGGUCUGUUGCUGGAAUUGUCUUUUAUGAAAGGGGGCCGGAAGCUUAUGAGACUGUUGAAGGUGGGAAAAAAGGAAUUACUCAAAUGCCGUUUGAUAAGUGGUUGGACAAAUUCACAAGUGCUGGAAUGUCUUAAACACGCACUUCAUGAUAUGAAUAAGUCGCAUUGAAAACGGAAUGGCAUCUGAUAAAGGUUCAAGUUUGAGCUCAUCAUAUCUCUCAUAUUCACCAGCAGGAGAUACUGUUUGGUCAACAACUGAUUUAGAGGAUACAAGCUCCUCUGCAAGAACAACGUCCAAAAACGAUAAUGAUGAAGAAAAUUAUUUCAAAGUGUUUCAGAUAAGCGAUCAAACAAGCUUCCUUUGUGGUGUGAACAGAGAUGUAUCAUAUGACGCAAUGAUAGAAGAUAUUUUCUCAAAGGUGGCAGGGAAUGAGUUGGUAAUUUACCCUCGAUCUUGUGACGAUUCUGAUGCAUCUGUGAGCCAUGUGAGAAAAAUACUUGUCUGCGAAGAUACAUUUUGGGAAGGUGCAUUUGUGUACACUGCAAAGUGUUUACUGAUAACACUUAACGCAGAUACAAGGAGUGAAAAAGCGAAAGUCCCCGAGUGCCUAGAAAGAGAUGUCUGCAUUUUCACAAAGGACUAUCCCCCAAUUGUAUUUAGUCUCGUGAGGGAUUCAAACAAACUGAGUAAAAGUGAGGAAUAUAAUAAACUGGUAGGAAGGAAAAUGACUUUUCUCCUUCGGAAUAAGUCAUGCGUUACUGUAAUGUCAGAAGUGCUGGAUCUAACAAAUGAAUCAAAGAUGAGAAUAGAAGAUAUGAAGCUGAAGUCACUUUUUGCCAUUAGAAGUUCGCUUGUGAUGGAUCAUGACAAACUGCGAGAUGCAGUUGAUAGCUUCCUCAGGUGUAUCGGUUUGUCGGAAACAUUCUGCUGCUUUCACAAAGACAGUACUGAGAGAAAGGAUGUGUUUCUUACACAAGAUGAAUUACUGUUCCUCAUGGAGUCGUUGGACGGAGUGAAAGAAAUCGGAAGACGUCAGGUGACAUCCUGGGCUCCAUUUUUGGCCUCAGAAGUUGCUGUUCGACUUGCCAAAACCAGUUCAACUCUCCUUGAACUGACACCUGCCCACCGUCGGAUAACUGACUUGGAAAGAUUGAUGGAAGGCAACCCAUUGCUGGACGUGGAACAAGGCAAUACAAAAGAAUGUGUUGAGAUGACGCGUGUCCAGCAUUAUGUCUCCGAGUGUUCCGGUGUGAAAAAUGACAGUCCAAGCACAAACUUGUGGAUCUUUGAAACAGAGUUAGCAGGUGAAAUGCGUGUAAGAAAAUCAACGCAAAUUGCGAUAUCACGACCGCAGUUAGUGAGAGCCACUCUUCCAAAAAUUCAAACGGGACCUUUGGUAAGAAGAUGGAUGGAUGAAAACAUUGAACAUCCCAGAGUGAUCUUUCCCAAGGAAUAUGGAAUCCCAUUAGAGCGUGACAGAAUACCCGUGAGGGUGUUUGCUCCUUAUUAUCCGGAGCUACAUACAAGACCACUAAAAUACCACUCAAGCAUGCUAAAAGAAACUAAAGAAAAGAGUGGAUAUCGUCGGCAAUUGCCAGCGUCGACUUUCGACAGACUGACAAAGAAAUGGCACGAGGAGAGGAAAAAUAAUUAAAUGUUCAAUUAAACAUGAAGUGACGACAUAUUACUUACAUCGUGGUGAGCAGUCCCAUUGCAAUCAUCUAAAACAGAUCCCCUUUGACUUGCCCCUGGCGUUGAUUGUAUAUUUGCAAUUGCAAUCAACUCGCAGUCACCGUUGGACGUUGUACUCAGUUAUAAACUGUAAUAAAUUGUGUGACAUUAGGCUAUAUCAGAGUAAAUUAGUUUGCCGUAGGUGUUUUGGUUGCAUAAACCUUACGAAACGGUUAAUUGUUUUUUCGAAAUAAAAAGAAAAUAAUCGAAGCAACGCGAAAAAAAUUGAGAUUUCGGGUGUUUUAGAUGAACUUUUAAAUAUUUGAGGUAACGAAAGAACUCGCUAUUUCGAGAAAAUAGUUGAAAUUAUGAGAAAAUAAUCGAGGUAACGAACUCGAAGUAACAUGGAAAAAAAUAAUUGUAAUAGCGAGAAAAAGUGUGGCACCAUUAGGCUUUCGUAAAUCUUAGCAGUGUUAAACGCAAGCAACAUAUGUUACUUGUUCACUUAUCUUUCUAUGUUUUCAGAUUUUUUUCUAAGAGUUUCAUUCAUCUAGCUUUUUAUUCCAGUGUCAUGUAAUCGUACCAAGGUGGAAGGAAAGUACAUGUAUCAUGCCAACAGAGCAGGGUCUAUUCACGCCUUGUGUGCGUCCCAUUUUAAUCUUUCAGAGACGUUCGUGCAGAUGUACCUUUGCAGUGAAGUAUUCAAAUAAACAGCUUCAAUGCGCCCGAGUAGCACGUAACUGAAGACGUUAAAUUGCCAAUUUGGCGCUGACCAUAUUGAAGGUUUAAUGGCGAAGUGACAGAAGGUGCUUCAGAGUCUCAAAAGCUGAAGUUCACCGUUUUCAGAUUGUUGUUGCGCGGUCAACGUUGGGAACACGACAUUGUUAUUGAAGUGUUCCACUAGAGGAUAAAUAUUAAUCCCAGCUAGUGAUAGUUUUUGAUUUGUUUUUGACUUUAUGGUGCUUUUCGCUCAUUAUGUUGUGCUUUUGAGUUAUGCAAGAAGCCUAUAUGAUGGAAAUUUAUUGUCAACAGAUGCACAUUUUACUGACCUGUAG
Messenger RNA from Haliotis rufescens (red abalone), 3818 nucleotides. RefSeq lists its product as uncharacterized. The record is from RefSeq and is a predicted model, not a curated record. Bases 1268 to 2746 code for a protein of 492 amino acids. Lineage: Eukaryota; Metazoa; Mollusca; Gastropoda; Lepetellida; Haliotidae. The transcript is spliced from 8 exons.